AAGGAUCUUUUCUCUCUCGAAGUCACGAAUAAGAAACCUUACAGUUUAUUAAAGUCCUUUCUACUGGUGGUUUGGUAUAUUCUUUUAUAUUUUGAGCUUAUACUGAAGGAGUGUAUGGUCUUUAAAUUCGAUUUAAACGACUUCAAACACUUAAAAAGUGUCUUUAAAAUAAAAUAAAUAUGUCUAUAAAGUAAAUAAAUAAAUAUGUGAAAAGUGUUGAAAAAUAAGUCGAUUAUUCUGAAUUGCUGUGGUAAUAUUUAUUUUAAAUUUAAAGUGAUAAUUUCAUGUCUUGAAUUUCUUAAACUAUGUUCAAAAAUUUAAUAAGGGAUAUUACAGAAUUCUAAUAACGGGAGUUCCCGGUUAUUAACCCUCAUUCACUAUGACGAAUGUCAUUAUUUAUGUCAUCAGGAGUCAUUAUUUUCGACAUUAACAAUCCAUAAAAAUCAAGAGACUUCACCGCACCAACCAAGUUUCCCUUUUAAACCGAAAUCACAGCUACCUUUUACCUUAACCCUUAGACCCCCCCUCAUCCUAUCCUCUCUCCAAUUCCCCAAACCUCGUCGUAUUCCCAAGACAGAUCCUGCGAUGCAAGGAAAUUUUUUGUUUUUUACAAUCGGCUUUUGUCUUCUUGUGGCCAUUAAAACAUUUGGCAUAGUUUACGAAACGAAAAAGAUAUAUUUUGAUGAUGGAUUUUGGGAGGAAUUACCAAAGGAUGUCAAUGGAAGUGGGUCAUCAGGAGUCCUGGAACAACAAGUGGUGGGUGGUGGUGAACAACUACAACAGCAACAACAACCACGACCAUCAUCAUGGAGAAUCACUAAAAGGGAAUUAUCUUCGGCUGACUAUGAAGACACAGGAAUGAGAGUUUUAUAUGUUGGCGUUUUAAUGGCUUCACAUUUGGAUUCACCUUUUGAUUUGGAGAGAUGUGGACCAGCUGUUGAUCUGGCUUUGGAUGCCAUUAAUGAAGAAUUCCUAAAACCACAUAAUAUUACCCUUAGAAAAGUCCAAGCGAGCUAUCCAUCAUGUUCAGGAGCAAGAGCUCCUGGGUUAGCGGCUGAUAUGCAUUUUAAGGACGACGUGAUAGCAUUUGUUGGGCCGGCAUGUGCUUUUGCACUUGAACCAGUAGCAAGGCUGGCGGCGUAUUGGAAUACUCCUAUAAUUACCGGAAUGGGGGAUCAGCCGCCUUCUGAAGGUGAACUGACAGUUACAUCAGGAAUUCUGGGAAAGAUUCAUAAAUGGAAAAAUGAAAGUACGGGGAUGUUUAAGGACAAAUCAAAAUAUCCAACUCUCACGCGAAUGUCCUAUUGCCAGUGUAGAUUGAAAUUGGUGUUUGCAAGCGUUUUUCGGCAAUUUAAUUGGAAGCAUGUUGCCUUAAUAGUGGACAGAUCGGAUUUGUUUUCAUUGACAGUAGGGAAAAACUUGGAAUACGGUUUGCGACAAGAAGGAUUGUUGAGUUUUGUUCGAGAACUAAAUGGAAACGAGCAGGAACCGUAUGAAAAUUAUCUCAGGGAUGCCAGUAUGUAUGCUAGAGUCGUUAUCCUUUCUGUUCGUGGAACCCUUGUUAGAAAAUUUAUGCUGGCCGCUCAUGCUUUAGAAAUGACAAAAGGUGACUGGGUAUUUCUGGAUGUUGAGAUUUUUCAGAGUUCUUAUUGGGGUGACCAUGAUUGGGAAAUGGGUGAUGCUGAUGACACUAAAGCUCGCACAGCCUAUGAAGCCUUACUGCGAGUUUCUCUUCUUCAGCCGACAAGUCCUAAAUUUCAAGGAUUUGCCGACAAUGUCCGAGAUGUAGCAGCAAGAAAUUACAAUUACACUUUUAGCAAGGAUGAAGAGGUGAACAUAUUUAUUGGAGCCUUUUACGAUGGGGUCUAUCUCCUUGGAAUGGCCCUUAACGAAACACUCUCAGAAGACGAGGAUAUACGUGACGGUAUGGCCAUAACCAAGCGAAUGUGGAAUCGAGAUUUUCAUGGAAUCACAGGACACGUGCGAAUAGAUAACAAUGGAGAUCGGGAUGCUGAUUAUUCAAUUCUUGACUUGGAUCCAAUCACAGGACGUUUCGAAGUUGUUGCGCAUUAUUACGGUAUCAACCGAAAUUAUACCUCAGUAAGUGGAAAACGAAUUCAUUGGCCUGGUGGGAGGGAAGGACCUCCACCAGAUAUCCCCAAGUGUGGGUUUUUGGGAAAUUCACCCGCCUGUCAUGGAAAUGAAAUGAUCAUCAUGUACGUGACCUUUGCGUUUGCCAUUUUUCUUGGAUUUGCAACUUUGGUGGUGUAUUUGAUGUGCAAACAAUUAAAAUUGAACAGUGAAUUGAAUAACAUGUCAUGGCGAGUACGCCCUGAUGAAGUGCUCCUUGAAGUUGGACGAUUAUUUGGAAGCAAAGUUGGUCUCCAAAAGUUAAAUGCUGAGAACUUAUCCCUUCAACAAUAUGGAGUCCACUCGGGAAGAGCAUCAAUAGCAAGUUGCACAUCUCUACCUUUGACUCAAGUAUUCACUACAAUUGGGAUAUACAAAGGUGAAAGAGUUGCUAUCAAAAAAAUAGCUAAGAAAAAAGUCGAUAUAACUUCAACCCUCCUGUGGGAAAUCAAACAAGCACGAGAUGUGUGUCAUGAGAAUACUGUACGAUUCGUUGGAGCAUGCAUUGAUCUUCCAAGACCAACUGUUCUAAUAUUGACCGAAUACUGUCCCAAGGGAAGUCUUAAAGAUGUCCUAGAAAACGAGGCUAUCCAAUUGGAUUGGAACUUUCGGAUGUCAUUGAUUCAUGAUAUUGUUAAGGGGAUGGCUUACCUUCAUAACAGUGAUGUUCAGGUCCAUGGAAAGUUAAGAUCUUGUAAUUGCUUAAUUGAUGGACGAUUUGUUUUAAAAAUAUCAGACUUUGGCCUUCGCACGCUAACUACACCUUCAGAUUUCCUUAAGGAUCAAAAUUAUUACAAUAAUUUUCUUUGGAUUGCACCAGAACUUCUUCCAUUAACUAUUCUUCCUGGCAACCCUGCUACUCAAAAAGGUGAUGUCUACUCUUUUGCUAUAAUUCUGGAAGAAAUCGUAGUACGAGGUGGGCCUUAUGAAACUGCUCGACAAUUCAUGGACGUUCAAACAAUCUUGAACCGUGUUGAAGCACAUGAGUCUCCAUCACCUUUUCGACCCUUCGUUGGCCAACGAGAUUGUCCUCUGGAUGUUCUUGAUCUUAUGAGCAAGUGUUGGGCAGAUAAUCCAGACGAUCGACCAGCUUUUGUAACAAUUCGAUCAACUGUUCGUCUUAUUAUGAAGGGCUUCUGUGAGAAUCUUAUGGAUGACUUGCUGCGUCGCAUGGAACAAUAUGCAAAUAAUUUAGAAAGUUUGGUUGAGGAAAAAACAGAACAACUAAGCAUGGAAAAACGUAGGACUGAAGAAUUGCUCUAUCAAGUUCUGCCAAGGCCAGUUGCAACUCAACUUUUAGCUGGCGAAAUGGUCCAACCUGAACAAUUUGAAUGUGUGACAAUAUAUUUUAGUGAUAUUGUGGGCUUUACAGCCCUUUGUGCUCAAAGUGGUCCCAUGGAAGUAGUUAGCUUUUUAAAUGAUCUUUAUAGCACAUUCGACCGUAUUAUUGGAUUCUAUGAUGUGUAUAAGGUCGAGACUAUUGGGGAUGCUUAUAUGGUGGUAUCUGGUCUUCCGGAGCGUAAUGGCGAUGACCAUGCUCGAGAAAUCGGUCUUAUGGCACUUGCAAUUUUAGAUGCCGUCAAAUCUUUCAGUAUUAAACAUAAACCUGAGUGUCAAUUGAAAAUCCGUAUUGGAAUUCAUGCUGGACCUGUGUGCGCGGGAGUUGUGGGUCAAAAAAUGCCACACUAUUGUUUGUUUGGGGACACGGUUAACACUGCUUCUCGAAUGGAAUCAUCUGGUCUUCCGCUAAAAAUUCAUGUUUCACCAGCGGCAAAAGAAAUUUUUGACAAAUUUGGAACUUUUGAAAUGGAACUUCGUGGCGAAGUCGAACUCAAGGGUAAGGGGAAAGUUACAACUUACUGGCUCAUUGGUUGCACAGAACCAGACCCUCGACCACCAACACCGCAAAAGAAUCAUGAAAAUGAAUCUCCAUUUCCGAUUCUAUUUCCCGCCAUUGGAAAGUAAUUUCGAAGAAAAACAUUUACCUAAAGGUCUGUGCCAAAAAAAAAAGAAAAUACAUUCGUACCUUUAGUCAAUAGAACUUUAUGUCGUACUUGGAAAUUAAAUCAAUUAUAAUAUCAUAUAUUUAGGCUAAGAAAAUGUCUUAAACUGAAACAAAGAUUGUACAAAAAACUAAUGUAUCCCUUGGAACGUUGUUAUUGUUAUCAAGGCUUUAUUUUAUUUUUUAAAUAUAUUGAGAAACUGGUAAGGUAUUGAAUAUUUACAAUAAUUAUUUUGAAAUAAAUGCUUACAUAUGCACAUGUGUGUUGUAGAAAUCAUGU
Messenger RNA from Eupeodes corollae, 4412 nucleotides. RefSeq names its product atrial natriuretic peptide receptor 1. Gene Ontology annotation, cellular component: membrane. Lineage: Eukaryota; Metazoa; Arthropoda; Insecta; Diptera; Syrphidae. Gene Ontology annotation, biological process: receptor guanylyl cyclase signaling pathway; protein phosphorylation; cGMP biosynthetic process. The record is from RefSeq and is a predicted model, not a curated record. Gene Ontology annotation, molecular function: ATP binding; protein kinase activity; peptide receptor activity.